Messenger RNA from Toxoplasma gondii ME49, 3090 nucleotides. Its product is annotated as Mpv17 / PMP22 family protein. The record is from RefSeq and is a predicted model, not a curated record. Gene Ontology annotation, cellular component: membrane; cytoplasm. The transcript has 3 exons. NCBI's taxonomy places the organism in Eukaryota, Apicomplexa, Conoidasida, Eucoccidiorida, Sarcocystidae. The coding region runs from base 1 to 2577 and encodes 858 amino acids.
AUGUCGCUCGCCGGCUGGGUCUCGCGGUCGACGCCGCGAGCUCUGACCAGCGGCAACUCUCUCCGUCCGCCGUCCGGUCGCUGGUCCUCGGUCGCCACCCAGCCGGCCGUCUUGUCAGAAAAGCGUGGACUAACAACAGGAGCCGAAGCUGAGAAUAGACGCGAAACGCUGCGUCGGCGGCGAUGCGAACAACAUGAAGUCCCAGACGCAUCUUGCCUCUCGUCUCCUCGACAGAAUCCAGCUCUCGAAGCUGGUGUGUCUCAACCAACCAAACCGUCACUUGCUCCACACACUCGGCGGGCCGCCGCAGGUGCACAGACGACCUCGAGUGUAUGUACGUCUCAAAACGCCAGUGAGAGAGGAGACGAGCCUCGGUUCUCCCUUGCAUGUCCCAGGAGCUGUCCGUUCUCCCGAUACGAAGACCUGCGGUCCUCGUUCGGACCUGUCGGGUGUAUCAGGAGUUUCGCUUCUGCUUCCCUCGUUUCUCACAAGUCGUCUCAGGAUUUUUGUCUCCACGCUUCACGGCCGUGGAGGCGGUGUGCGUCCAGACGCGACCUCUGCACUCUGUUUGCCUCGGUGAAGGCGCCUUCUUCUGCUCCGAGCUCCUCGUGCGCUUCUUGCCGCUCUUCUUCAGUGCCAUUGCCGGCGUUUCCACCUGCUGCUUUUUCGUUUUCUCACGAGCCAUCUGUUGACUGUGGCGAUGGGGUGCGGCGGCAUCCAGUGUCCGCUUCUUCUGUCACUCGCGCCAUGCCUGCCUCUGGACUUUGCGCUUCGCUUCGUUUUCUGCACUCUUCGGCGACUCUGUCUUCCUGCCGACACGGUCCCUCAGAGGAGACCCAAGCAGCUGUUUGUCGCAAAGAAAAUCCACGGGGGAAGGAGGCCAGACCGGCGUCAGUCGAGAGAAAUUCAGGUUCCGGUUCGAGCUGUGGAAGCUCACAUGGCACAGCAGACAGUGCGUCGCAACAGAGACAGCGGCAGACCCGAUCUGAAGACAGCGCCCAAGGCGAGGGACCUUUCAGAAGGCCGGAAGAAGAGAACGGAGGACGGAACGCGAGCUCGUUCCGAGAGCGUCUGAAGCGUCCUAUCAAGGACCGAGAGCAACUCAAGAAAGACAUCGUUUUCAAUUCUGUUGCUGCACUGACAAUCUACGCAAUAAGCGACACAACUGCACAAAAGCUGCAGCAGGGGCUUCGUGACCUUGCGGAGGCAGCGGAGGGGGAACGGCGAGAUGAGCAGAGUCGCGCCGGCCUUGGCAGUGUCUGUACACCCGAGGGCGACGCGGAUGAAAACUGCGCCGCGUUCGCUGAGUCUGUUGGUGCCCGAAAGACAGAAGGGGAUCGUCGGCCGGAAGACACGGAGAUGGAGGCGAGAGGGAGAGAGAGAGGGAGGGAGGACAGGCCACAGAUGCAGGAGGCGGAGGAAGCUGAGAAAGAACCGAGAAACCUGGGCGGCGACGAAAGGAAGGAGAUCGCGAGGCAAGAGAAGAGAGCGGAACGAAACGCGGGGACGCACCCGCAAAAAAACGAAAGAAAGAACUCGGGGAAUUCCAUCUCUUUCUUCGAAGAGUGGGAUUGGAGACGCACCGUCUCCAUAUCUCUUGAAGGUUUUCUUUUGAAUGGCUUGCUUCUGACUGCCUUCUACCACAAGUUGGAAGUCGUUGUCCACGACGACGUCCUGUCUCCACCUGGUGUCUCCCAGCCUCCCCCGGCUCGCACUCGCCAGCAAGCCACAGCCUUCUCUUCCCCUCCUCGUCACGCUGCUCCUGCGCCGUCUAGUUUCUCCAAAGCCAGGUCCUCUUCUCAGUCUUGUAAAGCGCAUGCGGGUGCUCAUUCGUCCCUCACUGCUCGACAGCGGAACUUUCGUCUGUGGCGCCAGAGUGUGUACAAAGUCCUGAUGGGACAGACAGCCUUCAUGCCCAUCGCCGCGGUCGUCUUUUUGUUCCUAGCCCCCGUCUUCAGAGCCGGACUCUUUUAUCUUUUUCCUCCCGCGGGAGUCUCUCGACCCGCGGCUGCGACUGCGUCUUUGCCUUCGUUCGCUCCAACCGGCGCGGAGCUGUCUCCGCCGCGCCCCAGCGUCGGCGCCGAGUCUCCUCUCGUGGGGCUCCAAAGUGGGCCCGCUCCGACCGCGGUCGCGCCUGGCCAGCCUCGCAGAGUCAACGAAUCUUCGACGCAGUCUAGUGCGCAAGAGUGUGAGAAUGAACGAGGAACUACAGAAACAGAGGCGGCAAAGGAGGCGCCAGAUCUUGUGAAAGAGGACUGGUUCCGCCUCGCUUGUCGCGAAGGAAUUCUCUGUGUCCAAAGAAGCUUUUGGGAGGUGUACGUCGCGAGCUGGUAUGUUUGGCCAGUCACUGACGUCAUCAAUUUCAGAUACAUCCCCCUCCGCUAUCGCCCUCUGUGGGAUACGACGAUCGACUUGUUCUGGACUGUCUAUCUCUCGGUGGCGGCGUAUCCAACGGGCCUUGCGAUAGCGGCACGAUUUGCGGCGGAGCGGAAUGCCGAGUGCGACGAGGAGGAGGAGGUGGGCGCCCUCGUGACUCUUUUUCAAGCGAUAAAACUCCUUUUGCUGGAUCGUCAGUAGCGAGGACUGCAUGCGGAGCCACCGCGUGUGCCCGCGUCUUUGAAGACGUUAAAACGCAAAAAAGAAAGAAAGAAUGUGAAGGCAAGACGCGCCCGGAGCGACGCUGCCGAGCGCUGUAGAUCUGGGCUGUGGAGCGUCGCGAAUUCUUUCCUUCGGCGCAGAGGGCGGUUGAGAAAAACCAGAUUUCGUUUUUCUGCAGGAAAUCCACGAAAAACAGACUAAACGAAGGAGACAAAGCGCAGCAAAGGGCGUCGGCACAACAACAACGUAGAGAGGCUGGCGGAAUGUCAACAAAAAACUCAGGAAAGUCGAGAGUCGAUCCCCCGAUCAGGCGGAAUAACCUUAUGAGGAAGCAAAGAGCGAUCGAGCCAGAGACAUAAACAGACAAGCGAACUAUCGAUGCAUGCGUUUUCGAAUUCAAACUGUAUUUCAACCUGUCUCUUUGGGUUGUCACUGACGAGACAGACUCUGCAAGCCUUCUUCUUCUCCUCUGUAACUCUUCUCAAUGCGUAG